GGAAUGGCCAACUCCCAGCAGCACUUGCACCAGUCCUCACAGCUGAUGCCACAUUCCCAGAUGUCUUACCAUCAGUCCCAGAAUCCUCUGAACCACACACACCCGUCUAUGACCCAACAGUCCAAGCAGUCCUUGAACCAACAGCCCACCAUAGACACUUCCCAGAAGACUUUGCAGCAGACCUCCUACAAGGACCUUCCUGGGCUCCAGUCCGACAUUCAGAACUUCUCUUACCAGCAGAGUUGUGGUGGCCUCCAGUACCAGCCCUUCCUGGGGGACUCCCAGCUGGGUAAUUCUUUGCUCAGCAGCCUGUUUGAGGAGUUUGAUCUCCAGCUUCCCACCCAGAGGACCGGAGCGUUGUCCCAGCAGUUUGAUCAAUGUAACAUGGAGAAUGGGCGGCUGAGCCUGACCGGGGACUAUCCGCACGUGAACAGCGGGGGCGGGGCCUUCAGCUCCUCCCCCUUCAAGAAACAGAACAGCGGCAACUGCUUCCGGCACGACCCCAUCCCCAAUAUCAUCCUCACUGCAGUGGACUCCCCUCCCCCGGGCUUCUCCAAGGAGAUCACCUCGGCGCUGUCCUCGGUCCCCGGCUUCGAAGUGGACCCCUCGCUGGGACUGGAGGACGACCUGAACAUCGAGCCGCUCACGCUGGACGGACUGAACAUGCUGAGCGACCGAACCCCGUACGCCCCGCUGACCGACCCGCUGGUGGAGGACUCCUUCCGCUCCGAUCGCCUGCAGUGA
Molecule: messenger RNA, 744 nt
Organism: Staurois parvus
Lineage: Eukaryota; Metazoa; Chordata; Amphibia; Anura; Ranidae
Source: the annotation of a GenBank genome assembly